This is a messenger RNA of Nasonia vitripennis (jewel wasp), 2005 nucleotides long. It is a transcript of the gene Wdr92, whose product is annotated as WD repeat-containing protein 92. Gene Ontology annotation, molecular function: ubiquitin binding. The record is from RefSeq and is a predicted model, not a curated record. The transcript is spliced from 5 exons. The coding region runs from base 191 to 1264 and encodes 357 amino acids. NCBI's taxonomy places the organism in Eukaryota, Metazoa, Arthropoda, Insecta, Hymenoptera, Pteromalidae.
GUUUACGUGAAAAUUAUUCUCGCACGCGGUUGCUCUGCGCUACGCGCACUGCACAGCAGCAUCAGCUGUGUACAGCGGGAAAAAAAAACAAGUAGCGGGCAGUGUCGCGGUGUGUAAGUAGAAACCGGCCGACCAGUGCAGGCCAGAGAGAAGCUCGAAAGAAGUGUCGGGAGAAGAAAGGCGAAGAGACAUGGAGAAGCUAGCGAAGCCGAUAAUAAUAAGCCACGUGGAGAAGUCGUUGGACUACUCGCUCUUCGACGCGAAGUGGAUCCCGUGCAGCGCCAAGUUCGUGGUUAUGGGCUCGCGGCCUCGUGGCACCGGCCUCAUACAGAUCUACGAGCUGUCGAGCGGCGAGAUCAACCUCGUCAAGAGCAUCGAGAGGCCGAGCUCCAUCAAGUGCGGAACUUUCAAGGCAUCCAGUCUCAGGGAUCGCUAUCUCGCCACCGGAGACUUCAAGGGUAAGUUGAGCAUCUACGACUUGGAGAAUCCAUCGGUGCCUGUGUACAGUGCGAACGCUCACAAUGAAAUCAUCAAUGCGAUUGACGGCAUUGGUGGUGAUACCAUCGGCUGUGGUGCCCCGGAAAUCCUUACGGGCUCGAGGGAUGGUACUGUCAAGGUCUGGGACUCACGGCAAAAGGACCGGCCGGUAGCGAUAAUGCAACCCUCGGAGGGCGAGAGGCGAUGCGAUUGCUGGUCGGUAGCCUUCGGCAAUUCGCACACCGACGAGGAUCGUGUCGUUGCCUCGGGCUACGAUAACGGCGACGUCAAGAUGUUUGAUCUCAGGGCGAUGGCGCUCAGGUGGGAGAGUAACCUCAAGCAAGGUGUCUGCGGCUUGGAGUUCGACAGGCGAGACAUCGCCAUGAACAAGCUCGUCGCCACGACUCUCGAAUCCAAGAUCUACCUCUUCGAUCUCAGGACUCAGCAUCCGAAGAAGGGAUUCGCCUAUCUUGUGGAGAAGGCACACUCAUCGACGGUGUGGCUGGUUCGUCAUCUGCCACAAAAUAGGGAACUCUUUGUUACCUGCGGCGGCAACGGUUCCAUUUGCUUAUGGAAAUACAAUUACCCGGAGAAGCGACACCUCACCGACUCCGAGGGUAUCGAGGAGGGCGUGGUGGGCAGCUUGAAAUUGCUGCAGAACAACAUCCUCUCGUCCCAGCCAGUCAGCUCACUCGACUGGAGUCCGGACAAGCUCGGCCUCGCUGUCUGCACCUCCUUCGACCAGUGCGUCCGCCUCAUCCUCACCACCAAGCUCAACCUCUACUGAGAACUCGACGAUUCACUGGAACCGACGCUCAAGGAGGAGUUUUAUGCGAUCUUCGAGCGAGCGCAUAGCUCUUAAUUAUAGCGAGGGCUUCAAGCGCAAAUUGAAGCCGUCGUCGCUGCACUUGAAGCCUCAUUUGUGGCCUUACGCGAUGGAGCUCGGAAAGCCCACGCAAUAGCGUAUUCGUCGUUGGCGGGAUCGCGAGAGAAGCGCCGCUUUUAACGCUAAUUUCAAGAUGCCUCGAACCGAGUGUAUGUAUGCGAGUGUGCGAAAGGAAAACGAUUAAUAGUUAGAAUCGCGUAUUUGUAAUGUAUAAUUUCGAGUUGUGUGUUUUUACUAGGUUAACGUUGUUUUUUUUUCAAGCGUCAAUUUUGUAUUACUCGGGUUCCAGAACCAUUGAGAUUGAAGAUAUGUGUUACUACUGUCACGGACGAGCUGUACGCUGUACAUAAUAAGCCGCUCAGUUUUACAUUUUUUUUUUCGUUUGAUGUCCUUGUACUUAUUUUAGUUGAUCUUAUGUAGUGAUUUCUGGUUCUCCGUUCUUUUUUUCAGUCACAGUACUUCCUUCGUUUCGUAAUAACUUUCAAUGAACAAAGAUAUGUAAACAUAAGAGAAACUAUGUCACGUUUUAUGAAACAUAGAAUCAAUAGAAGAAAAGAAAAAUAUUUUGUUAAAGGAAUGCCAUCGCGUACCGCUUCGGCACGUGUGUUUCACUUCUUGUAAUAAAUCGAAAAGCCAACUGCA